CAUUCAAAUUGACCAAUCAGCAUAUCCAGAUUGUACCACGUGACCUACUUAGUUUUAAAAUUUCGAAGUCGGUUAGUUCCGCACGUCUGCCUGAAGACUGUUGUUGUGGUAUCGAUAUUCCGAGGACAUUUUUGAUAGUUUUCCGACUCACAACGCAAACGACAUUAACGGUGAUACUAUUGAGAAAUUGCAAUCAUGGCAGACGAUGAGAGUGAAUGGAGGAAGCUGCCCACAGAUGACAAGUGUGUACACAAAGUAUGGAAGGCACGUUUGGCAGGGUACGAAGAGGCCACCAAACUCUUCCAAAAGCAGACAAACGAGAAAUCACCAGAGUUCUCCAAAUAUCUAGGUUUGUUGAAAAAGUUUGUGACAGACAACAAUGCAAUCGCCCAGGAAAAAGGCCUGGAGGCUGUGCUAGCUUUUGUAGAGAAUGCUGCGGAUGCAAAGAAGACGGCAGGAGAAGUCAUCCCUGGCAUUGUGACCAAGGUCCUGAAUGCACGACCUAAGACAAAGGAAAAGGGAAUGGAGAUCUGCAUGAUGUAUAUAGAGAUAGAGAGACAAGACAUAGUCCAGGAAGAGAUCAUGAAGGGGUUUACCAACAAGCAACCCAAGGUGGUAGCAGCCUGCAUUCAAGUUCUUACAGAGGGUCUAAGAUGCUUUGGAAACAAAAUCCUGCCCAUCAAACCUGUGGUGAAAACCCUGCCCCCAUUACUGGAGCACAAGGACAAAACUGUGCGAGAGGAGGCCAAACAGCUGAGUCUGGAGAUCUACAGAUGGAUCGGUCCAGCCUUUGUUACUGCUCUGCAGGGAGUCAAGCCUGUAGUGAUGAAGGAGCUGGAAGAGGAGUGGGAGAAGCUGCCCAAGAAGCCUGCUCGCCAGACUAGGUUCCUGCGCUCCCAACAGGACCUGAGGGCCAAGAUGGAGGCUGAGGAAGAUGGGGAGGAGGAGGAGGAUGAAGGUGGAGAUGAUGACAGUGAGGCACAGGCUGAAAUUGACCCCUACGAACUCUUAGAUCCAGUAGAAAUCCUGUCCAAGGUUCCUAAGGACUUUCAGGAGAGUAUGGAGAGCAAAAAGUGGCAGAUCCGUAAGGAGGCUCUUGAUGCCCUCCAUAAGCUGUGUCAGAACCCCAAACUGGAGGCUGGGGACUACGGAGACAUUGUCAGGAUUCUCAUUAAGACUGUAGGUAAAGACUCCAAUGUGAUGUUGGUGACUGUAGCGGGAAACUGUAUGACAGGACUCGCCAACGGUCUGCGUAAGAAGUUCUCGCCGUACGCUGUGCAGUGUAUAAAGGUCAUCCUGGAGAAGUUUAAAGAGAAGAAGGUCAACGUGGUGACAUCCCUGAGAGAAGCCAUUGAUGCUAUCUUUCUCACUACGACUCUCCAAGCUUUCUCAGAGGAUUACCUGGCAGCAUUGGAUAACAAGAACCCGUCCAUCAAGGCAGAGACGGCCCUGUUCCUGACCCGCUGUCUGAAGAGAAGCACCCCGGCUCAGGUGCCCAAGGCCAUCCUCAAACCCAUGUGUGCAAGUCUGGUCACUAGAACAGGUGACACUGCCCCAGAUGUGCGUGAGGCAGCGUUUGAAGCCAUCGGGACCGCCAUGCGGCUGGUGGGAGAGAAACCCAUCGCACAAUUCCUGGCAGAACUGGACCAGAUCAAGAUGGGGAAGAUCAAAGACUACAGUGAAAAGGCAGAGAUUAUAGGAGGAGGGAAGAAGCCAAAACCUAAGGAGCCUGCCGCAGCUAAAGAAGCCCCCAAGAAGUCUGGAGGACCCCCAAGUGCCUGGAGGAAGGGGGCACCUGGUGGGCCGCCGAAGGCUGCAGCCUCCCAGAGGCCUUCCACGGCUCCUGCCAAAUCCAAGGGUGGAGCUGGCAAGGGCAAGGGGAAGAAAGGAGCGACGUCUUCUGUUUCAGACAAACCUGAGUUCCAGGAGACUGCCUUGUCUGACGAGGAGGUUGCAGAGAAAGCAGGUGAGCUAUUCUCUGCAGAGACUCUCAAACAGCUGGAGAGUGCCAACUGGAAGGAGCGGCUGGCAGGGAUGGAAGACUUUGCACAGGCUGUAAAGACCAUGGAGCCAAAGACCCUCCCCUGCCAAGUCAUCAUCAAAACCAUUGCCAAGAAGGGAUGGAAGGAGAGCAACUUCCAGGUACUGAUUGCCAAGUUCCAGCUGGUGAAGUAUGUUGUGGAGAACGGGAAGAUUUCUCACGGCGUGGCCAAGGUGUGUCUGACGGGGCUGGUGGAGAAGGUGGGAGACAUCAAGGCCGGGACGGUCGCCAAGGAGGCGCUGACAGCGCUCGCCGAGGCCACGGCGCUGGACUAUGUCAGCCAAGGGGGAGUAGAGAUGGUUUUCAAGCAGAAGAACCCAAAGAACCAGGCUGAGACCCUCAACUGGCUGAACCAGGCUAUCAAGGACUUUGGUUUGAAGGUUUCUGUAAAGCCAUUUAUCCAACAUCUGAAGACAGCCCUAGCUGCAACCAAUCCUGCCAUUCGCACAGCAGGCAUCAACCUGAUCGGAGUGCUGUCCAUGUACAUGGGUGCACAGCUCCGCAUCUUUUUUGAGGACGAGAAACCCGCUCUUCUACAGCAGAUCGAUGCUGAGAUUGAAAAGAUGUCAGGAGAGAAGCCCCCCGCCCCCACCAGGGGGUUGCGGAAGAAGUCAGAGGGGGAGGAAGGCGGGGAUGAAGAGGGGGAGGAGGAGGAGGAUCAGGCUGCUGCCAUCAACAUAGAGGACCUGGUACCCAGGACAGAUGUGAGUGAGAGGAUGAGACCUGAACUCAUGAAUGAGCUUGGAGAUAAGAACUGGAAGGUUAGAAAAGAAGCUCUGGAAAAGGUAUCUGGAAUCCUGGAGGAGGCCAAGUUCAUCACCCCUAGCCUUGGAGACCUGCCUAGUGCACUGAAGGCCAGGCUUGGAGAUUCCAACAAAAUACUGGUCAUAAACACCUUGACUAUCUGCACCACUAUUGCCACGGCGAUGGGACCAAACAUUCGGCAGCAUGUCUGUGUCAUUGGCCCUGGUAUCCUACAGACGUUGGGAGAUAGCAAGGAACAUGUGCGCCAGGCAGGACUGGCAGCCCUGAAUGCUGUUGUAGAGCAGACAGGCAUCACACCCUUCAUGGAGAACGAGAUGAUGUCGGACGCCCUACGCUCCACCUCACCCAUGCUCAAGAUUGAGUUGUUUGGUUGGUUGGCUGUGAAACUGAUGACAGUGAAGACCUGUCCGCCCGACCUGAUCAACUGCCUGCCCAUGCUGUACGCUUCCCUGGAGGACCGCAAUGCAGAUGUCCGCAAAAACGCCCAGGCCGCCGUGGUUCCCUUCAUGUAUCACCUCGGAUACGAGAAGAUGAAUCGUGCUGUUGGGAAACUCUCCGCUUCCUCCAAGACUAACGUGUCUGCUAUCCUGGAGAAGGCUCGAGGAGAGGUUCCCGCCAAGCCCAGUAAGAAGGGGAAGGGAAAGGCCAGCUCUCCCCCGUCAGACGAGGGGGGUAGCGGGAGCAGCGCAGAGACACGCCGACCGAAAACUGCACCUGCCAAGUCAAAGAGAGAGGAGGAUUCUGGGAGUGCUAAGGAGGCGAAGCAGGCCGAGCCUGCCCCUAAGUCUGGCCGCCCCAAGUCUGGCAUUGCUAAAGCAAAUGCAAACAAGGGUGGUAUGGCAGGAUCUAAGAAGAAGGGUAGUAACCAGAGCCUAGCUGAUGAGGACACAGGCCCACCACUUAUGCUGAACAACGAGAAGAAACAGAGGAUCAAGGAUGAGAAAACCCUAAAGGUGCUGAAGUGGAAUUUCAGCAGUCCAGAGUCUGACCACAUAGAGCAGCUGCAGAAACAGCUGACCACCUGCGUCAGUAAGACCGUGUACACCCAGUUCUUCCACUCUGACUUCAAACGUCACCUAGCAGCCAUGGACACCCUCAUUGCGGCUGUGAAGGACCAGCAGGAGGAGACAGUGGCCCAGCUCGACCUGCUGCUGAAGUGGAUCACCCUGCGCUUCUUUGACACCAACACAACCGUCAACAUGAAGGCCUUGGAGUACCUGACCAUCCUGUUCAACACCCUGGCCGAGAACGAGUACCGUCUCCUGGACAUAGAGGCCAACUCCUUCCUACCGUACCUGGUCAUUAAGGUUGGAGACUCCAAAGACGUGAUUCGGCGUGAUGUCCGCGCCAUCCUGAAGAUUAUCACCAAGGUGUACCCUGCCAGCAAGAUCUUCCCCUUCCUCAUGGACGGGGUCCGCUCCAAGAACGCCAAGCAAAGAGCUGAAUGUAUUGAGGAGCUGGGCUGUCUGAUUGAGGGUUAUGGCCUGAACGUGUGCCAGCCGACCUCAGCAAAGGCCCUGAAGGAGAUUGCCACACAGAUCGGUGACAGGGACAACAGUGUGCGCAACGCCACACUCAACACACUGGUGCAGGCCUAUGCUAUCUGUGGGGAGCAGCUCUUCAAAUUUGUUGGCAGGCUUACAGAAAAGGACCAGUCUAUGUUAGAGGAGAGAAUCAAGCGGUCAGGAGUCCUGGCUAAGCAGGCGGCAGGUAACAGACCGACCACAGCGCCACCCAAAAUCUCACCAGGUGGGAUGGAGGAUGGGAAUGGGGAUGCCAAACCUGGCAGCAAAGAAGAAAAGGCAAUAAGUUUUUACAGGGCAUAUCUGACUCAACUGAAGCAGCUUCAUCGGCAAGCCCAGCAGGGCAGACCUCAGACGGCGCCGUACAAACGGGAGUUCACGCUGGACCUGGAGACCAUCGAGGGAGAUGAGGUCACCGUGUCGGAGCCCGUCCUGGUGGACACAGAGAACACUGUCCGGGAGCUGCUGGAGGAUCCCGUGAACCUCCCGGAGACGAGGAUGCGGCCCCCGUCCCCGUCCAUGGCACUGCUGGGGAACACCACCAGCUCCUCCUCAGCCGUAGACUACGUGAUCUCGCAGGUGGCCAGCAGCGAGGUGCUGACCAGCGUGCAGGCGCUGGCUCAGCUGGACGCUGUGAUUCAGGACGAGGAGAAGUACGAGGCCAUCACGGAUCAUGUGGAUCAGCUCCUGAUCGCCACCCUCCUGCAGCUGCGUAUGGCCAUGAGCAAACACAAUGACAGCUACGACUCUCCCGAGGCACAGGACAUCAUUAAAACUUACAGAUGUGUGCUGGCCACUCUCAUAGCUCUGUUCCAGAACCUGACGCUGGCCUCCCAGGCGUCCAAGGACAUUCUGCGGGACUUGUUCAGCGUGCUGAUCACCCUGCUGCUGGACGAACACCUGCCGCACUACGGAGACGGUCCUCAGGUCAUCCGCUCUGUCAACGUCCUGGUGGUCAAGGUCAUUGAGAAGUCUGACCUCACCAACUGUCUCACAGCCCUGAUCAAGUUACUCCAUGGCUGUGUGGCCAGCGAGACCAGUUCACCCAAGUUCACAGACCUCACCAUGAAGUGUAUCUGGAAGACAACCAAGAUGUUCCCAGAUGUGAUGUCAGAUGCCAGCAUGGACAUCAACAUGGACAAGGUGCUUCUGGACCUGCACAACUUCAUGAAGGCCUUCCCCACGGUCAGCUGGAAGGACCGGCCCUCCGACAUGCCGCUGCGCACCAUCAAAACUGUCCUGCACCUGCUCGCUAUGAUCAAGGGCAACAAGAUCUUCAGCCACAUGACGCUGAUUGACAACCCCCAGGACUCAGAGGUGGAAGGUUACCUGAAGCGAGUCCUCAAGUCCAGUAAAGGGAAAUCUUCUGCAGGCCAGAACAAGCCCAAACACAACGAGCAGAUGAACGGGACAGCAGAGAAGGAGGAGGCAGAGAACAUGCCUGAGGAGAGCUCUAAGCCAACUCCUCGCAAGAUGAACCCAAGAACCAACGACAUGUUAGCAGAGAUCUUCAAGAAGAUUGGGAACAAGGAGAACACGAAAGAGGGACUUGCAGACUUGUAUGACUUCAAGAAGAAGCACCCCGAGGCAGACAUCACCCCCUUCAUGAAGCGGACCUCCCAGUUCUUCCAGAACUACAUCGAGCGUGGUCUGAAGAACAUUGAGCUGGAGCGCGAGGGGAAGAUCCAACCUGGUAGUGCUGUCUCUCAUACUGAUAACCAGUUCCAAAAUGGAGACAAUCUUCCCCUUGCAGAAUCCUUCGGUAGUCUAGACAACCGUGUUUCCAUGGAUACUGACACCGCCACCUCCAAAGUCAUCCAAGAGACGAUGUCGUCUGCCACCAGCUACCGGGAGAGACUCAAGAUCCUACGCCAACGCUGCGGACUUGAGAACUCUGCGGGUGAUGGUCCCCUGCCACAUGCUCCCCCUGUUUCCAGUCAACACGUGGACAGAUCCAAGACUGCUAAAGACUACCCUGAUGUCGUCCCCUCCCCCUCCGAAUCACAGCUGGACCUCCCCCCAUCCAUCCUGUCAGGACCUCCCAUGGACGUUCCCCAACCAGCCAGCAUAUCCGCAAAUGUUGACGACUUGAAACGGCGACUGGAAAGAAUAAAAAAGUCACAAUCACAGAACAGUUAAAGCUGAAGUCCACAUCCCAGAAAACACAUGAACACUGAUUAAGUUCCUGAUUAGGAUCACAUUCAAGUAGAAUGAAUGAUUGGUAUCUCUAUGUUGAAAAGUGUAUGUGUGCCAAGUGCAAAAUUACCUCGGUUUGCCUAUGUAAAAAAAGCUGUGAUCUUGUUUAUAGCUGUACUAUGAAUGAUAAAAUGAUACAUUUAUUUGAUGGUUUGCAUUUAUUUCAUAGCAUAUUUGCAAAUAGAAGGUGACAAUGUUAUGAGUGAGAAAGACAUAGGGGCUUUAGCGGUGACUAUAAGUACUUCAAACAAUUGAUAGGAACAAAGUACGAGCAAAGGUAGUUUUUCUAACAAAGCAGAUGUUCAUAUCUCAAGACAGAAAACUUACAUACUAAGGAAAAAUUGUUUUACCUGUAAGCGUAGUAACUAAUUGAUCAAGUGGAACUAAUGCUCUGCUAGCUGGAUGUUAAUGUAAAUGGCAGCAGCAUGAAAAUUGUGGAGCAAACUAUGCAGUUAAUAGUGGUACAACAGAAAUUUAUGUGCAUUUGGUGUCCCCACCAUUGUUUGUGUGUACAUGUAUGUUUGAAACCUGCCUGCAAUCUCUGUAAAUGUACAUUUUGUUUUCUAUGAAAACAUGCAGUCAUUACACCUUUAGAUAGCAAAAAUUAUCGUCUUCCUUAAUUUUGCCUUCGAUGUACUUCCAUUGCCUAUUAGGCCACUAUUUGUUACAUUUAUGUGUUUAAACUAAAAUAUGUAUGAAAACAUGUAUGGUGCUUUAUUUUUUGUGUGUAAAGAAUAACAUCCUUUAUGUGGCAAGCCAUACUAAUUUGGUGCUUAGAUUUGUUGAUUGUUUUUUGCCUCUUAUUUUACAGUCAGAAAUUGGCAUAUUAAGAGAGUACAGUUUAUGCAUAUACCUCUGUUGUAUUAUAUCUUGACCCUGUCACUACCAUUUGUUUUAUAGCCUGUCCAACUCCUGUCCCUUCUUCAAGCUUACAUGUAUGUUUUGGUUGUAUUCCCCCAAUUUACAUUUCUUAACCUACUCUCAUACAGGUGACUAAUGUAUUCAGAUAUGCUACUUUUGUAUUUGAGCAACAUUCUCAUCAGUGGUGCACUAUUAGGUACAUUUCGUAUGCUAGCAGCUAAUAUUUUAAAAUUACAUCUGUACUGAAAUGUGCAUCUGUGUAAUAAAGAUUAUUUCAGGUUUGAA
Branchiostoma floridae (Florida lancelet) is the source of this 7671-nucleotide messenger RNA. RefSeq names its product cytoskeleton-associated protein 5-like. NCBI's taxonomy places the organism in Eukaryota, Metazoa, Chordata, Leptocardii, Amphioxiformes, Branchiostomatidae. Gene Ontology annotation, cellular component: kinetochore; microtubule plus-end; centrosome. The transcript is spliced from 45 exons. Bases 196 to 6468 code for a protein of 2090 amino acids. Gene Ontology annotation, biological process: establishment or maintenance of microtubule cytoskeleton polarity; centrosome duplication; mitotic spindle organization. Gene Ontology annotation, molecular function: microtubule plus-end binding; microtubule plus end polymerase activity. The record is from RefSeq and is a predicted model, not a curated record.